AUGGAGUGUGUAUUCAGAGUCUCAAACAACACUUUCACCGACCCCCAAACCCCAGCCAGUCCCACCGCGUUAGUACACUGGAACAACGCGUCUGAAGACGAGCAACGCGUUCAAGAAGCAAUCUCAACUUUUGUCUAUCUGCCAGGGUACAAAGCACUUAUCUGCAAAGUGCACGGGUACGCAAUCAAUGCCGUCGAAGGUCAUCUCGAAAGCUCCCACCAGGACGUCAGGGGCAAGACCAAGAAGGCCGUCGUGCAACACUUUGUCGGUUACAAUAUCACAAAGGCAGAUCGUAUCGAACCCCCCGAAGCCGACCAACCAGCGAUCGAAUGGCUUAAGGCACCCGUUCUCGGCUACAGCUGCGAAUUCGAGAUGCGGCAGGAUAGCAUCGGUCACGAUCCCAAGACAGCAGCUGAGCACAGGGUCUGUGGUCACAUUUCCAGCAACGACAAGAAGAUUGCAGAGCAUUGUCGCGAUGCCCACGGCUGGAGGUGGAAGCCCGAAGACCGAACGUGCUGGAAAGAGGUAUACGUUCAGUGCUUCUCAGGCGUCGGCGGACGGCAGAAAUGGUUCAUCGUCAAGACACCGGACGAGGCCGAGAGAGAGGCAGCAAGCAUAAGACAGUCGCUCCCGCGAGCCAAGCAGAUCCAGUUCGACGGCAUCAGAGACGACUUCCAGAAGUUGAAAGAGCAGUGGCAGAAAGAGCAGGAGAUACUGGCAGACAAGAAGGAUGAAGAAGAGUUGCUCAAGGUAGCUGCGGUGAUCGAGAAGAUGGUCGAGAGGGGUGUCUCAGGACUGAGCUCGAUGCCGGAAGGCUUGCGUCGUUGGCUUCGAAGUGCAGAAAUGCACAAGCCAGACGUGAGACCACUGGCCCGAUUGCAGAAUCCAGAGAGUCAAGAACGGUACGUCGGGUACUGGAAGCGAAUGAUUUGUUACUGUCUACGAGUAUGGUGCACUCGCAAUGAAGCCACAGACAGCGAGUCAAGUGGCGAUAGCAGCAACAAUGACGAUACCGGAAGCGACAGCGAUGAGGCAAACAGUGUGCACGAUGCCAACACCAACACCGAUCCCGAUGAUGGCCGCGACGACGACGACGCCGACGACAACUCCGACACAGAUCUACAACACGAUCGAGGCAGACGGCAAGCACAAGAUCACAUGCACGAUGCUCAGAGGCUCUUCCCAUGGAACGAUCAACUCGAAAGAGCAUUAGAGGAGGUGUGGAGAUUGAUCGUUCUCGAGGGAGACACAUCAUCCGUAGAAGACGAUCAAAUCCCAGCGACGGUAGAGCUCAGUCGGGUGUUCGCUCUAAUCCACUUCAUGGCUGUAAUGGGCAUCGACGAGACCAACGCUCGGCUACGCGAUGGCAACGACUACUCUUACAUGAUCGCCGGACUGGUGUACGUGUCCAGGAUCGUGGCCGCCGAAGCUCUGCUCCCAUCACUCGACCGCGAAAACCAAGGAGAGGCCGACUUCGAGGCAUUUCUCGAGCAGAGAAAAGAAUUCUUGGCCGAUGGAUCGAUGAGCGUGAUGGGAGAGAUGUUGAGCUUGCUAGCGUACGGAAAGAAGAUCGCAAAGAACUUCCACGCCCAAGGAAAGCUACACUGGACUCACGACGGAGCCGGCGUCGCUCUCGGCAGCAUCGAGUUCACGGUGUACAACUUCAAGUCCAUGGCACGCUCCGCUCUAGACGACUGCGAGGACUACAUGUGGAGAGAUCUCAUGUGGGCAGGCCGCAAGGCAGAUCACUUCGUGUUAGAUCUCGAUGGCAUCACCGACGACAUGACGGUCAAGAAGCGAGGCUGGUACUUCGGCGCCGAUCCGAACCAGGAUCUCGAAGCACAGGGUCUCGACUGGAUGUUGAAGAGAAUGCUAGGCUCCAACCAAGGGAAGAAGAUGCGCAGAGGGGACCAGUGGCAGUCGAGACUAGUGGCCAACUAUCUCCGGAGGGUGGACAAGUUCAGGGAGCUGUUCUUGUUCUGCGUGCACGUCUCGAGCGGCCAACCCGCUAGAGGAACCGAGAUCACCAGUCUGCGCUUCCGCAACGGAGUGGCCAACCACCGCAACGUCUUCGUCUUGGACGGCAGAGUGAUGACGGUGACGAGCUACCACAAGUCACAAGCAAUGCUCGACAUGCCCAAGAUGGUACCACGCUUCUUGCCGUGGAGACUAGGUCAGAUCGCGGUCAUCUAUCUCACCCACGUGCGGGCGUUCGCCGAGUUGCUGUCGGUGCAGGUACAGUACGGUCAAGGAUGGAGUGACUAUAUCUGGGCGGACUCGCACGGCCCGUGGGAGACGCAGAAGCUCACCGACACGAUGAAACGAGAGACGGCCAAGCGACUGAAGGCCAAGCUACACACCCAGAGCUACAGACACGCCGCCGUCUUUCUGGGCAGGAGGUUCGUUGGACCAAGGUUCGCCAAAGGCUACCGAGAGGAAGCCGAAGAUCCGGAAGAAGCCCAGGCGGGUGAUAUGGAUGACGAUCUCGAGGAGGGCAACGCGAUCGAGCUGCAGAAAGCCGGCGGGUUCGGCACCGGAGCCGGCAGAUACGCGGUCAGAGCGGACAUCUUGAAGUAUCUCAACCAAGAGUCGAUCGACAUCUUCGGCGAUCUCAGCGAAAGCUGGCACAGGUUUCUCGAGCUCGACCACAGAGAUCCGAAGAGGAAAAGAAAGGCCGAGAGCGGCAACAAAGACGAUGGGAUGCAAAUCACUGCCCACGGCAAAGGAGGAGCUAUUGCUGUUGCCGCCACUCCGACGGUGGAUCUCUCACCGUUCUUGCAACAAUCCGAAAGACAGCAGAAGGAGAUCGAAGACUUGCGGAUGAAGCUCAAGGCGCAAGAAUCCGAACUCACGAGACUCCGAGAAGAGGAGCUCCAGCAAGGACGACAGCAGCCCAUGACCCCCAUCGUUGGCUUAGGCAUCUACUCGAACAACGGACUGCCGACCCCGAUGACAGAGGGGAACAGGCACGACUCUCACCACGAUGAUGCCAACGACAAGAACGACAGCAACGAUGUCAUCUACAUCGAUGAUGAUGAUAACAAUAAUGACAACCACGACGAAUCCAGGUACUCUCCAAGGUGCAGCGGCAGGAACUACCAACAACAGUAUCUGCAGCAGCACGUAGAUGACAGUCCGAUCAUCGAACGAAGCCGAAGAAGGCGGGAGAGGCUGCAACGCUACAGAAGACCGACGGCACAGGAAAAGGAGAGGGCUAUACGCAAAGCACUCAAGCAACCCAUGGACGACGACGCGGUGACGAUCAGAUACAGAUCGAAAGCACAAGGAGAAGCGCUCGGGAGAAUCAUGGACGGUGGCUUCAACGUUCUCACCGUCGUUCUGCCGACAGCCGGAGGCAAGACUCUACUCUUUACCGCACCCGCUUGUCUGGAAGAAGACGUCGGGGUGACCAUCGUGGUGGUCCCAUUCCGCAAGCUCAUCGACGAGACGGUCCGAGAAGCACAGAAGACGGUGGGUGACUGUGAAGAGUGGAGCCACAGCACCGUCGAUCCAGCAGCUCUCGUGGUCGUCAGCGUGGACAAGAUGCACGAUCACUUCUGGUCGUACGCACGCCAGAUGGCGGAACAGGGCCGACUGAGACGAGUGGUGGUGGACGAGUGUCACUUGCUAGUGACUUCCCACAGCUGGAGACCGCAUCUCGUCGAGCUAGAGAAGCUCAAGUCACUAGGAGUACCGAUGGUGAUGCUGACGGCCACACUCCCAAGGUACAUGGAGGUCGAGCUACGACGAAGUCUAGGUGUCGGCAUCGGCAUGAUGUCGCUGAUACGAGCAUGCACGGUGCGAGAAAACAUCACUUACACCGUCAGACAGGACAUCAACAGAGGCAAGCUGGUCGAAGAGACGGCCAGAGUAUGCGAAGAGGUCGCGGACGAGCUGCGCAGCACCAGAAAAGAGAAGGCCGUCGUCUACUGCCGAAGCAAGAAAGACUGCGAGGAGAUGGCGGAAAAGCUAGGCUGCGGCUUCUUCUACGCCGGACACGUCGACGGCGAGGAAACGCUAGAGCAGUGGAAGGCGAACGGCGGCUUCAUCGUAUCGACGACAGCUCUCAGCACCGGACUCAACUACGAAGCCGUGAAGGCGGUCAUCCACUCGGGACUGCCGUACGGACUGAUCGAGUUCGCCCAAGCAUCAGGCAGAGCGGGUCGAGAUCCCAACGAGAGAGUGGACUCGAUCGUACUGCUAGAGCAAGGGUGGGAGGAAGAAGAGCAACGGACGCGGGAGCAUCACAACGAGGCACUCGGACCGGACGGAGCAGCGAUGAUCGAGUACAUCAAGACAGAGGGUUGUCGAAGGCCGGUGCUAGGAAGGUAUUUCGAUCCGGCAGACACGAUCAAGGAGUGUCACGACAGCAGCGGCGACAGCGACGACAGCGAGACCGACAGCGACGAGCAGCAGCAGCAGCAGUAG
Aureobasidium musti is the source of this 4428-nucleotide messenger RNA. Lineage: Eukaryota; Fungi; Ascomycota; Dothideomycetes; Dothideales; Saccotheciaceae. The record is from the annotation of a GenBank genome assembly.